This is a messenger RNA of Scophthalmus maximus (turbot), 3961 nucleotides long. RefSeq names its product endoglin, like (gene engl). The coding region runs from base 257 to 2857 and encodes 866 amino acids. The transcript is spliced from 16 exons. The record is from RefSeq and is a predicted model, not a curated record. Lineage: Eukaryota; Metazoa; Chordata; Actinopteri; Pleuronectiformes; Scophthalmidae.
AAAACCAACUUCCCCCACUGAGAAAGGCUUCUCCCGAGUGGCGCCUCAGCUGGAGCAGGACGCACGGGCGCACGGCGGGAUGUCGACAUGUGCACCGUGCGUGUGGCUGCGUGCUCGUGUGUGUAUAAGAAAAUGAGGGGGGCGUGCGUUGCGUUGUGACAUCCAGUCCUCACAACAGGGAAGUCCCGCGGCCACAGCUGGAUCAGAAAGUCCGCCUGUGCCUCUGUGAGGCUGUUGCGAGGGACCCAUCAGUGAGAUGGUCAUGACGCCUUCACUGCCAGCGGUGGGACGGACUCUUUUCUGUCUCCUUCUGCUCUGGAAGAGGACAGCAGCUCAAAGAGGAGAGGUGCAAUGCUCUGUGGCUGGUCCGGCGGGGGCGGCGCACCCUGUCAGGGGUCUGCUGGAGACGUUCGAGGCCGGUCCGGGCUGCGCUGCGAGGGAACGCGGCAGCAAGGAGACUCAUGUCAUCGCAGUGGGCCGAGUGACGAGCAGCCCUGACAACAGGGUGACCGUGUUGCUGAAGCCUUUGUCACUGUCCCCUUCCCCUCUCAGAGCGCUCCACCUGCUGCUCAGCUCCACGCUCCCGGUCAGCUGGUGGCUGGAGGCCGAGAGACUGCCCCCCGACUUCCCAGUGCUGGUGCAGGUGUCCCCAAACUCCAGCGUUCAGUCCCGCGCGUUGCGCUUGCACGUCCACACGGUGCACCUGUUGCCGUUUCGUCCGCGCGCACUGCACCGCUGGGCUCUGAAGCACCAUGGCAACCUGUCCUCUCUGACGCACGCGACCCGCGGCAACCGAGUCUACAUCCGACAGGGAGAGGAUCCAGUGUUGCCUGCUGUGUGCCACCUUCAGUCCGUGUUCCUCUCUCCCAACUACUUGGCCUCUGACCUGCAGCCACAGGAGGUGCAGGGCUGUGUCCACACUGAAGCCGCCGGGAUCGGCCCCGAAGUCCAUGUGAUCAAGCUCCACUCAGCGGGAUCCGGGCUCUGUGGCUCUCUGCAGGUGGAGGUGACUGUCUCUCUCGUGCCGCCGGUGGCCGACGCCACGGCGCAGAAGGUUGUUCUGAUCCUCAGCAGUGCAGUGCCAGUCAACUGGGCCGUUGCUGCUCAUGGGGUCCGGGGUCAUAUCUCUGUUCAUUCCUCCAACAGUGUGUCCCCACCUUACCCUCCUGAGCCUGACCUGACCCUGUCCAGCACACUCGACUCCGACCUGUCCGCCGCACCUGACCUUCUUGUCUGGGCCAGUGAGAGCGGCCACACCAAGGUGACCUCUUACACCGAGGCUGACCUGGCCAAUCGCUUUGUGAUCCAGCUGGCCGGGGGCGGGACAGACGUGCUUGCAGUGACCAACCCUCUGGUGGUGAGGCCUCCCUGGGCCGAGGAGCGCAGGCUGAGGCAGUGGCUGAACGGUGGAGGACGGGGCCGCGAGAGUUUCACAGUGCAGUGUGAGGAUGGACGCCUCAGCGUGACCGUGGACCAGCACAUCCUGCAGACCUUGUCUGCACCAGUGGCCGCCGUGACUCUGCAGGACCCUGCGUGCCAGGCUCAAUCCAAUGGGAGUCAUUUCCUGUUGGUGUUCCCGGUCAUUUCCUGUGGGACUGAGGGGCUGCUCCUGGGACAGCCCAGAGGGGUUAGGUACAAGAACAUGAUGUUUUUAUGGAGAGACCAGCCUCAGACCGUCCUUGCCCUCAAUGAGACAGAGAGGAAAUCCAAAAGUCCCCUCGGCAUACAUUUUAGCUGUUUGGCUUCUGUCCCCAGCACCUCUGGCCCUACUGCAGACAAUGUUGAUGAGGAAAACACUCCUCAGGCUGGUCUCGUCCCCUGGGCACCGGGCUACCCGGGCCCCGACCCAGGAGUGAGCGACCUGCCGACACCCAGACACAGGUCUGGGCCUAUGCUUAUUUUGAGACUUUUCGUCACGGAGAAUUACGAACUGAGGCGAAUUGGCCCCUGCGUCAUCACUGCAGGCCACCGUGUCUAUGUUGAGAUUUCAGCCAAGGGGCCCCUCCCAGAUGCCGUGGAGCUGAAGUCGUGCGUGGUCUCUCCUCUGUCAGACCCCAAAAAAUCUCCUUUCUGGACUGUCAUAAGCGAGGGCUGUUCCUCCGACCCCUCACUGACCCUCAGUGCAGGGGCAAAGGAUGAUGAGGAGGAAGAGGCUGCAGGUGAUGGUGAACGGGAAGAGAUGGAGAGUUCUGAGAGAGGCGCAGUUCAUCACGGCGAUGUCUCGCUCCGACACAUAGAUGACGGAAGAAGGAGAGAAGCACCUGUAAGGGAGGACCAGAGAAGCACAAGCACGGCAGCAGAGGAGGAGAUGCAGCCCUUGAGAUUUAGUUUCAUCCUGCGGCCAGUUCAUAAUGACUCUGUGCAGUUUCUCCACUGCAGCCUUCACAUGUGUGUCUCUGACGCUGCCAGAGAGGAACCCGAGAAGGAACUAGUACAGAAUGACUGUCAGGGCGGACUGCGAAUCCCACCACUCGUAUCCAAGUCACCAAAACAUCAGUGCGAGAUCAGAAACCUGUCCCGGCCCAUGGUGGUCACUCAGUCGAUCAGUUCACUGGCACCCAAGCUGCUGGUGCCCCCUGCUGACCAGAGAACCAAGAGGCUGAGUGUCUCUCCACUGGCCAGUCCAGACCCUCAGCACAGCAGUUAUGUUUUGCAGACAGGACCAGUGAUGGGAAUUGUCUUUGCAGCCUUUGUGAUGGGUGUGAGCCUGAUGGGUGGGCUGUGGUGCAUCUACAAUUGUACAGCGGCGAGUCCGACCUUACUUGGAGGAGAAGGUCAUUUAACGGACCAGACUGACGGAGGCCACAACACCUGUAAUCCCCCUGUACUGUCUGAUCAGUCCUCCAGCUCGGUGUAGAGGUAAGAUUUGAUGAGGACGAAGACUAUUUGAGGAGGGAUUCCCCAAAUGUGUUGUACGUCCUUUUUAAAACAUGCAAUGUCGCCAAUGAAUUCAUUGCUCUGCAAUAAGAGCAAAUUAUACUGUAUGUGCGUGCUUUAGGAUUCUCUGAAGUGCCAUGUCUGUUCUAGGUGACCGGUGAGGUCGAGGUGACCCUUGUGAUUUAGCUCUGGUGUUUUUGAUCGAGUCUCGUAUAUGUUUAACUGUGUAUAUGGAGCAUUUUAUCUUCCUGGAAGAUGGCAACAACAUGGUCGUACACCGAAAACUGAUCAACCGCAACAAGUUAAAAAAACAACAACAUUAAAACAGGUGACUGGUUUUAAUGUUAUGACUUAUGACUAAUGAUGCACGGGGCUGCAAGGCCUUUUUAUACAUUAGGAGGGGUUAUAUCAUUACAUCUGCUUAAGGUUUAAGGCAAGGUCACAGAUGUUUUUGUCAAACUUGUAAAGACUAAUUCUUCUGCUAUACCGUCUUUCAUUUUAAACAAUUUCUGCUUGCAUAAGAUAAGAUAAGAUGCUUUAUUAGUUCCGCUGUGGGGAAAUUUGCCGUGUUGCAGCAGCAAGGGGGAUAGUCAAAAUAGAAACAUCAGUGAGAAAGUUAUAAAUAGGUAAACAUGCAUCAUAAACACAAGGGAUUAUAAAAAAAAAUACAAUUAAUGUGGGCAAUGUAAACAUAAUAUUUACAGCGUAAACGGAGUAUAUACAGUGUAACAGGAUGGAACAUGAGGCAUUUAAAUUACACAAUUAAAUCAUUAUAUAAACAGAUCUGAACAGUUUUUGUGAAAGAUGCUCUUCUGGAUUAUUUCAUUGAAUCGGCGGGACAUUUUACUGACAUUUGAUUCCUGUGGAUAUAUUGUGUCUGUGUUUAUACGUCUGACUUGUGUGUAUGUUAUGAUAUUGUCACUUUAAAGUAUUUUUAUGUACUAUGUGUUGUAUUCCUCUUCUUUUUUGGGGGGGGGCAUCUGUAUGUAUUUUGAUAUUUUGUUUCCGAAUCAGUUUGUCUGCCUUAAUAGAAUAAAAUGCCAACAUUAUGUUGAAUCCUACUGCAUGGGCAAAUGCAUGUUAA